AUGAAUGCCGACAAGACGGGUAUCAAAACGUUCGACCCGACGGGGGAGGAAUCGGAAACAGCACAGAAAUGCGACCGAUGGUUACGAUCGUAUGAUAUCUGCACUAACCGCAAUUUUUCAGCCAAAAAAGAACUAUACGCGCAGAGUGCCAACUGCAACUUCAGAAACAACGCAGACGACAUGAUCAUCGACCAACUAAUCGAGAAAUGCACUUCAAAUGACCUGCGAAGGCAACUGCUAAAGGAAGGCGACAGUUUAACAGUAGAUCGAGCCAAGGAGCUGGGAAGAAUCUUCGAAGCCUCCGAGAAGCAAGCCGGGCGAAUGGAAGCCGGAAGUCAAGACAUCCGAAGAGUAGAUAAGAAAGUGAACACGAAGCGUCCACCCAAAGCGUCCAAAUGUUACAGAUGCGACGGGGAAGGUCACAGAGCGAGUGAUGAGAAGUGUCCUGCAAGGAAUAAAACAUGCAACAAAUGUGGGCUGAUAGGACAUCUGGGGAAAUGCUGCAGAACAAAGAAGAAAACGACUGAACAAGGGAAAAGAAUCCGAAACGUCGAAACUGGAGAUCCGGAAGACAGCGAGUAUGCUUUCCAAGUACAAGACGAAGACAGCGACCUAGACAGUAUUCAAGUUUUAGUCGGAGGGGUCAAGGCAAGAUUUCUUAUCGAUUCAGGUGCAACAUGCAACGUAAUAGACAAGAAGAGUUGGGAAAACCUGAAAGCAAGUAACAUAAAAAGCACCUGUGGGGAGCCGGACACGAAGAAAUUAUACUCGAAGCUAGACUCGAUCAAGUUCUACGUCGUUGAUGUCAAGGCUACACCAAUAAUCGGAAAGAGCACUGCUAGGACGUCGGGCAUCCUGCGAACAGGAUUCCCGCUACGAAACGUCAGCAGCAUAGAGGUCCCUUCCAUCGAAUCGCUAAGCAAAAAAUUUCCUAACGCUAUGGGCGACGGAAUCGGGAAACUCCAUGAUUACUCCUUGAAAAUCGCUAUUGAUGAAAAAAUUCCACCGUUGGCACAGACUGACAGAAGAAUACCGUUCCAGCUACGACCUUUGGUAAAGGAAAAGCUGAGGGAGCUAAUAGAAAGCGAUAUAAUUGAGAAGGUCAACGAACCGCCGCGAUGGGUAUCACCAGUAGUUUGUACAACAAAGAAAAACGAAGAACUACGCAUGUGUGUCGACAUGAGGGCAGCAAACGAAGCCAUAAUCCGAGAACGUCAUCCAAUUCCAACGAUCCACGAUUUGAUUCUGAGCGUAAAUGGAAGCAAAUGGUUUUCAGAAAUUGACUUAAAAUCAGCUUUUCAUCAAAUCGAAUUAGAAGAGAGUAGCAGAGAAAUCACAACAUUCGCUACAUGCGAUGGGCUUUACCGAUUCAAGAGACUAUUUUUUGGCAUAAACUGUGCACCCGAGAUAUUCCAACGCAUCAUGGAACAACUACACCUACACGGUGUAGAAAUAUAUGUAGAUGACUUCUUGAUCCAUGGGAAAACCCUAGAAGAACAUAAUAGAAAUUUACUCGAACUACUCAAACGACUUGAGAAUUCUGGCAUAACAGUGAACAAGGACAAGUGCAAGAUAGCACAGAAGAAAUUAGAAUUUAUGGGCCAUGAGAUCAGCGAAGAAGGUGUACGACCGCUAAGAAGCCGAAUCGAAACAAUCAAAAACUUUCGGGCUCUGUUGAUAUUAGAGAAAACUACCCUUUUUGCUAACUGUAUUACCGACAUAAGCUUGCGCAUGUGCGCACUUGACAAACUAGUACUUUUUAUUCACCUAUAA
Molecule: messenger RNA, 1773 nt
Organism: Zophobas morio
Lineage: Eukaryota; Metazoa; Arthropoda; Insecta; Coleoptera; Tenebrionidae
Exons: 4
Coding region: 1-1773 (590 amino acids)
Biological process (GO): proteolysis
Molecular function (GO): nucleic acid binding; aspartic-type endopeptidase activity; zinc ion binding
Source: RefSeq, a predicted model, not a curated record